Messenger RNA from Bursaphelenchus xylophilus (pine wood nematode), 915 nucleotides. NCBI's taxonomy places the organism in Eukaryota, Metazoa, Nematoda, Chromadorea, Rhabditida, Aphelenchoididae. The record is from the annotation of a GenBank genome assembly.
AUGGCUUUGAAAAUUUAUCAUGAUUUAAACAAUCCAUCAUGCUAUACGGGACCCUCCACUAUUACGCGAAUUACCGGUGGUAGAUAUGAAGAUGUCUAUAAGCAGUUGGCCAGUGAUGAAUCCUACAAUCUACAUAAACCCUUGAUUCGAAGAUUCAAACGCCUGAAGACAAUUCCUCGUGGCCUUUUCACCGAUCUUCAGGCUGACGUUGCCGAUUUUCGACGCCUUUCGCGCUUCAACAAAGGUUACAAAUAUUGCCUGUUAUGUGUGGAUGUGAUGUCUCGCAAAUUCUUUGCAUGCCCACUAAAACAAAAAGGUGCAAUGGAUAUCAAAGAAGCGUUCGUAAAAAUAUUUGAGGAAAUGCCCCAUCCACCCGAAGUUGUGUUCACCGACAACGGAAAGGAAUUCAAGAAUUCUACGCUCAAAUCUUAUUUCACAAAAGAGGGAACUGAAAUUUAUCACAGUGGCAAUAUCGAAACAAAGGCCAGUAUUGCUGAACGAGGAAUACGAACCGUUAAACAAAGACUGUAUAAAUACAUGACUGCACAUAAUUCAAAACGUUGGAUUGAUGCUCUUCCCCUCAUCAUCAAAGCAAUCAAUCAAUCCCUCAAUCGAACCCUUGGCAUGCGACCAAUUGACGUGACAAAUGAAAACUGGUAUGACCUUUGGAAAAGACUAUAUAGUCGACUGCCGAAAAAAGAAAUGCCCCCUCUUAUUGUGCCCGGAGAUCACGUCCGCAUCUCACUUCCUCCUCAGGCCUUCAAAAAGGGAUACACUGUCAAUUUCACGAAAGAGAUUUUCCAAGUUCAUCAAGUCCUGAAUUCGACUCCGCGCACAUUCGUGCUCAAGGAUCAAGAAGGAGAGAUUUUGGAGGGGCGUUUCUACCUUAACGAACUCUCGCUUGUUACACAAUAA